AAACGCAGUGGAACUGGCUUUUAAGUAGAGUUGAGUUUGAGGGCUAUAGAGGAACAGAUAAACCCUUGCAUACUGAGAUUUGAACAAAACAUCCUAAUCCUAACGUUUCAGUCAUUUAGAAGACGCUCUUAUCCAGAGAGACAAUUAGGGUUAAAUUCCUUGCUCAAGGGCAUAUCAACAGAUUUUUCAAUUAGUCGGCUCGGGGUUUCGAACCAGCGACCUUUCAGUUACUGGCCCAACGCUCGUAACCGCUAGGCUCCCUGAUCUGUUACAGAAUAAAAUCAACAAUAGCCUAGAAGGAGAUGGGUCUUUUGAUUAUGGUUACCUACUAUUCGGAUUUCUCAAGAACAAGGCAACGACACCCCACCCCCUCCCCCUCCAUCCCGUAUGGGCGUAAUGUGUUGCUCUGCUCAUAGGAUCAAACUUCCCAAGUCCAUGUUCGUGACCAGGAUUCCAAAUCGAGGAGUGAUGGCGGCGUCUGCACCUUCCUCCUCUGGCGGGGAACCGGAUCCCAACUCGACAAAUUUACGACCACCAGGCACAAGAUUUUUACAGAAGAACAAUAACCUCGAGGAGAAGAUUAGUUCCUUCAAGGAAAGAUCGUCUAAGGACCUGCUUGAUAACAGCGACAGGGAUUCCCGUUUCAGACGCACGGAGACGGACUUUUCCAAUCUGUUUGCUAGAGAUUUAUUACCAGCCAAAAAUGGAGAGGAGCCAACCAUGCAGUUCUUGUUGGAGGUGGUGGAUAUUCUCACAAACUACGUCCGGAAGACCUUCGACAGAUCCACCAAGGUCCUGGACUUCCACCACCCCCACCAGCUGCUGGAGGGCAUGGAGGGCUUCAACCUGGAGCUGUCCGACCAGCCUGAGUCUCUGGAGCAGAUCCUGGUGGACUGCAGGGAUACCCUAAAAUAUGGAGUGAGAACAGGUCACCCAAGGUUUUUCAACCAGCUGUCCACUGGUUUAGACAUCAUUGGGUUGGCAGGAGAAUGGCUCACCUCCACUGCAAACACUAACAUGUUCACCUAUGAGAUCGCUCCAGUCUUUGUGCUCAUGGAACAGCUGACGCUGAAGAAGAUGAGGGAGAUCAUUGGCUGGCCUGAUGGAGAGGGCGAUGGGAUAUUCUCACCAGGUGGAGCGAUUUCCAAUAUGUACAGUGUGAUGACCGCCCGCUACAAGUUCUUCCCUGAAGUCAAGACCAAAGGCAUGACUGCUGCCCCCAGAUUGGUGCUCUUCACCUCGGAGCACAGUCACUACUCUAUAAAGAAAGCCAGUGCUGCUCUGGGCUUUGGAACAGAAAACCUGAUCCUGUUGAGCACAGAUGAGAGAGGGAGAGUCAUUCCUGCUGAUUUGGAAGCCAAGGUCAUUGAUGCCAAGGCGCGGGGUUGUGUCCCAAUGUUCGUGAAUGCUACAGCUGGUUCCACAGUGUAUGGAGCGUUCGACCCCAUCCAUGAGAUUGCCGACAUCUGCGAGAAAUACAACAUGUGGCUACAUGUUGAUGGUGCAUGGGGAGGAGGCCUACUGAUGUCCAGGAAGCACAGGCACAAGCUGCGUGGCGUGGAGCGGGCCAACUCAGUCACCUGGAACCCUCACAAGAUGAUGGGUGUGCCACUGCAGUGCUCUGCCAUUCUGGUCAGAGAGAGGGGAGUUUUAUCAGGCUGCAACUCGAUGUGUGCUGGCUACCUCUUCCAACCUGACAAACAGUACGAUGUAUCGUACGACACGGGGGAUAAGGCCAUCCAGUGUGGACGACACGUAGAUAUCUUCAAAUUCUGGCUCAUGUGGAAAGCAAAGGGAACAAUAGGGUUUGAACACCACAUCGACAAGUGCUUGGACCUCUCGCAUUAUCUCUAUACUAAAAUCAGGGACCGUGAGGGCUAUCAGAUGGUGUUCGAGGGAGAGCCCCAGCACACGAAUGUCUGCUUCUGGUACCUUCCGCCAGGCAUUCGUGACAUGCCCGAUGGUCAAGAGAGGCGGGACAGGUUGCAUAAGGUGGCCCCCAGGAUCAAGGCGUUGAUGAUGGAGUCUGGAACUACCAUGGUGGGCUACCAGCCUCAGGGAGACAAGGUCAACUUCUUCCGCAUGGUCAUCUCCAAUCCUGCCGCCACCAGGUCAGAUAUCGACUUCUUGACCGAUGAGAUUGAGAGACUGGGGCAUGACUUGUAAGGGCCACGCUCAGUAGGAGGAUGUUGCCCUUUGACCUUUCCGUCUCAGCUUUGUCAUGUCCAGCUCGAAAAAGACCCUGAACUACAGCAAGCUUCAUAUUCCUGUUGUCUCUUGACCAAUCAUGUAGGACUUUGAAACUUCAGCUGCUUGUAGGACCUUUUUAGGUAAGCUGUGAUCCGUCUCAUGUGUUUCCUGUCUGUUCUGUCUUUUAGCAGUGACUAUGCCAUAGUUAAAUCUAACAAAAACUAUUGUACAGUAUAGCCUACAUAAGAGAAUACAUAUUCAAAUCCUGAGUGACCUUGAGAGAUCUUUUUCAGUAGGAGACAGAGCACAAUGCAAAGGACCUCAUGGCAUGGAUGUGUACAGUAUUGUAAGUUACUGUAUAUAUACAGUAUACCUAGAUGUAUAUAUACAGUAUAUUAUAAUGUACUGACUAUUGGUGCUGUGUGUUGUCCAUGUAAUUAUUAGGCCAGAUGCACUAUAUGAAACACUACAUUAUAUCCUGGCUGCUCUUCCCCUUUCAUAUUAAGUAGAGGGAAUAUAACACAGUUAUUGUAACAGGUACUGUAUUCUGUUGCUGCAUUUGUGAUAAUGAAUUUUGGGGAGAUUGUGUAUAGUAUGGUUACAUUGCUUUUGUGGCAAAUAUAUAUGUCCUAGUUUUUCAGUAACACAUGUUCUAAUGAUUAUAAAAACACUAAAUAUACAUCAUUUAAUAGACAAAUCACUUUAUUUAUAUCCAGACAGUAUAUGUGUGAAAUAGUUACCGAUUCCAUUUGUAAUGUGUCCUUACUUGUAUUUUGAAACAGUACUGUAUAUUACCCGAAUGUUUUGAAUAAUGAGAUUAAAGGUAUUUUAGUGUAUUUGUGAACCAAAGAAGGGUAUACUGACAAAUAUAUUUGUCUAUAUAUAUAUAUAGACAGUGGGGCAAAAAAGUAUUGUCAGCCACCAAUUGUGCAAGU
Oncorhynchus nerka (sockeye salmon) is the source of this 3125-nucleotide messenger RNA. RefSeq names its product glutamate decarboxylase 1-like. Gene Ontology annotation, biological process: GABA biosynthetic process. Lineage: Eukaryota; Metazoa; Chordata; Actinopteri; Salmoniformes; Salmonidae. Gene Ontology annotation, cellular component: cytoplasm; presynaptic active zone. The coding region runs from base 388 to 2166 and encodes 592 amino acids. The transcript is spliced from 16 exons. Gene Ontology annotation, molecular function: pyridoxal phosphate binding; glutamate decarboxylase activity. The record is from RefSeq and is a predicted model, not a curated record.